Messenger RNA from Kwoniella shivajii, 2853 nucleotides. RefSeq lists its product as uncharacterized. The transcript has 5 exons. The record is from RefSeq and is a predicted model, not a curated record. NCBI's taxonomy places the organism in Eukaryota, Fungi, Basidiomycota, Tremellomycetes, Tremellales, Cryptococcaceae. Gene Ontology annotation, cellular component: Golgi membrane; trans-Golgi network. Bases 1 to 2853 code for a protein of 950 amino acids. Gene Ontology annotation, biological process: protein processing. Gene Ontology annotation, molecular function: serine-type endopeptidase activity.
AUGCGCGCUCCACUUGCUAUAUGGAGCUUGCUAGUCUCUCUUCUUCUCGCUUCUUCCUCACUUGCAACUCUACGACCUCGUACACCUCAACCACGAUCAUAUGAUACUCACACAUACUACGCAUUAGAAUUAGAUCCCUCCACCACCCUUUCCCUCGCUACCUCGAUAUCCCAUGAUCUUGGAGUGGAACUCGUAGAGCCGAUAGGAGAACUAGAUGGACAUUGGCUGGUCCGCACACCUGCAGUAUCAUCAUCAUCAAGCACUGUGUCGUUACAGAAUCGCGAUGUCGUAGAAGAUCCAAUACUGAAAAGAUGGAGUUCACAAAAUCCGAAAGGAAAACGAUCAUUGACACCGCUGAGUGUGCGGCAAAGAGCCAAAAGACAUCAUAUACCGUUCACCAGAAAUCGUCAUGUCAGAGACGAUACGACGGAAUUAUUAUAUGCCCAGAACGAAUUACAACUGAAAGACCCAAUGUUGGAUCAACAAUGGCAUUUAAUCAACACAGAUAUGAAAGAUAUAGAAUUGAAUGUUACGGGACUGUGGGGCAGAGGAAUAACGGGUGAAGGUGUACAUGUCGUCAUUGUUGAUGAUGGAUUGGACUUGAAUAGUGAUGAUCUGAAGGAUAACUUUUUCCCCGAAGGAUCAUACGACUUCAAUGAUCAUACUGAAUUGCCCUUACCCAGAUUGUCAGAUGAUCAACAUGGAACUCGAUGUGCAGGAGAAAUAGCAGCUGUACCCAAUGAUGUUUGUGGAGUUGGAGUAUCAUAUCGAACGAAAAUAGCUGGAGUCAGAAUUUUAUCUGCACCAAUAUCAGAUGCCGAUGAAGCUGCCGCCUUAAAUUAUGGAUACCAACUAAACGAUAUAUUUUCAUGUUCAUGGGGUCCACCUGAUGAUGGUAAAUCAAUGGAAGCUCCAGAAGGUUUGAUCUUGAAAGCAAUGGUAAACGGUGUACAAAAUGGUAGAAACGGGAAAGGUUCUUUAUUCGUUUUCGCCGCUGGAAAUGGUGGUGGAGCGGAUGAUCAAUGUAAUUUUGAUGGUUACACGAAUUCAAUAUUCUCAGUCACCGUAGGUGCUGUAGAUAGAAAAGGGUUACAUCCUUAUUAUUCAGAAAUGUGUGCAGCCAUGAUGUUCGUAGCUCCAAGUUCGGGGAGCGGUGAUCAUAUCCACACGACGGAUGUCGGUCAGAACAAAUGCGCUCAUACACACGGAGGUACUUCUGCUGCCGCCCCCUUAGCUGUGGGCGUGUUUGCUCUAGCUCUAUCUGUCCGACCGGAUCUGACAUGGCGAGAUUUCCAACAUCUUUCUGUGCGAAAUGCUGUAUUCUUUAACAGUGAUGAUCCGGAUUGGGAGAAAACUUCCGCUGGAAGGAUGUUCAGUUACAAAUAUGGAUACGGUCGACUAGACGCUGGUCUGUUCGUAGAAGCAGCUGAAAGAUGGAAGCUUGUGAAACCUCAAGCCUGGUUUGAUUCGCCAGCUGUCUAUCUCCCGACUACCGAUGCUCCCCCUACCACUGCCUCUACCCCUUCCAAACGUCAAGAUGACAACACGGUGACGAGUUCAGAUGAAGGGUCUUCUACCACAGAUACAGGUGAAGGUGAACAACCUGAGCCUACCGAGGCUGCACCGAAUCCUGAACCAGUAGUCGUACCGACUGGUUCCUUUAUUACCGAGGGAGGAAUCACCUCAACAUACGAAGUUACCAAAAAUAUGCUCAAAGACUCAAAUCUGGAAAGACUGGAACACGUGACUAUAAGAGUAUGGAUAGAUCAUCAAAGACGAGGAGAUGUCGAAGUUGAAGUCACAAGUCCAAAUGGGAUAGUAAGCGUGUUAUCUAGACCCAGGAGAUUUGACGAUGCCGAUACUGGAUACCCCGGAUGGAAAUUCAUGUCUCUGAAACAUUGGGAAGAAGACCCAGUCGGAAUGUGGACGAUUAAAGUGAAAGAUCAAGCCAACCCCGAAAAGACUGGAAGGUUCAUUGCUUGGUCACUUCAACUGUGGGGAGAAUGUAUCGACGCUUCCAUUGCAAAGAUAUGGGCACCCGCAGAAGAAGGUCAACCUGAUCAAGAACAAACUGGAUCAGAUCAGACUGCGACAACUACACAAAAGCCUAAACCAACGGAUCAUCUCCCAGGUGAUCAUGGAGAUGCAACGGGUGAAGCUACCAAACCCGGACUAGUUUCAACCACAGCUGGAAGUGCGUCACCUACCGAAACGGGCAUUGGAGGCGGAGAUGAAGAUAUUGCAGAACCUACAAGCGCAACCGAUGCAGAUGCAGAUGAAGGUUUCUUUAGUGGAAUAACAACCUUGACUGCAAAUUCAACUUGGUUGGUCGGAGCAGGAAUGAUCAUUGUUCUGUUCGGUGUUGGAAUCGGUUCAUUCUUCUUUUACAGAUCAAGGAAAAGAAGACAAAACUUGUUCGGUUUAUCAAAUAAUGGGGAAGGUGCAAGAGGUGCUUACGCCCCAGUAUCGGAAGAUGUUCCUAUGGGAUUGUUAGAAAGAAGUAGGAAGAAAUUCGGUGCAGGUGGUUCGAACGCUGCGGCUGCCGGUGCUUUAGGUGGAUCAAAAGAAUUAUAUGAUGCUUUUGGGGAUGGACCAAGUGAUGAUGAAAGUGACGGUGAUGAUGAAAGGACAGCUUUAAGAUACCAUGAUGAUUUCUUAGAAGAUGAAGGUGACGAUCAUGCCCGUGGCCAUCCAUCUCGCGCAACCGGACAAGGGCAAUACAAAGAUGUGCCGCAAACCGAAGAACAAGGUACACCGAAACAAACUACAACAAGUGCAACGGCAAAUACGAGUGCGAGCGGAAGUGGCAGUUCUGGAAGUUGGCAAGACGCGGCUGAAGAGAUAACGAAGUAG